This is a messenger RNA of Staurois parvus, 466 nucleotides long. The record is from the annotation of a GenBank genome assembly. NCBI's taxonomy places the organism in Eukaryota, Metazoa, Chordata, Amphibia, Anura, Ranidae.
GUCCCAUGGGGGACUAGAUAUAGUGAAUGGAUGGGUCCGGGGAGACUAGAUAUACUGAAUGCAGGGUCCGGGGAGACUAGAUAUACUGAAUGCUGGGGUCUGGGAGAGACCAGAUAUAGUGAAUGCAGGGUCUGGGGAGACCGGAUAUAGUGAAUGCAGGGUCCGGGGAGAACAGGAAUAUAGUGAAUGCGGGGUCCGGGGAGAGACCAGAUAUAGUGAAUGCAGGGGUCCGGGGAGACCGGAUAUAGUGAAUGCAGGGUCCAGGGAGAGCGGAUAUAGUGAAUGCAGGGUCCGGGGAGACCAGAUAUAGUGAAUGCAGGGUCCGGGGAGAGCUAGAUAUAGUGAAUGCAGGGUCCAGGGGGACGGAUAUAGUGAAUGCAGGGUCCGGGGGGACUAGAUAUAGUGAAUGCAGGGUCCGGGGGGCUAGAUAUAGUGAAUGCGGGGUCCGGGGAGACCUAGAUAUAGU